ACACGUGUUAACUGUUUUGACAGUUUGACGUACAAAUAAAUGGCAAAGUGUUAAUUAAAAAAAACCGUAUUAAUUCUGUAGUAGUAACACAAAUUUUAAUAGGUUUUCGGUAACACAAUGGUUUUAGCGGAUUUGGGUCGUAAAAUUACGACCGCUUUACAUUCCCUAAGUAAAGCAACAAUAAUAAACGAAGAGGUAUUAAAUGGCAUGCUUAAAGAAAUAUGUGCUGCCCUAUUGGAGGCCGAUGUAAAUAUUCGUCUAGUUAAAAAAUUAAGGGAAAAUGUGAGGUCAGUAAUCGACUUUGAAGAAAUGGCUGGUGGUCUUAACAAGAGGCGCAUGAUACAAAGUGCAGUGUUUAAAGAGUUAGUUAAACUGGUUGAUCCAGGUGUUAAGCCAUACACCCCAAUCAAAGGCAAGCCAAAUGUUAUCAUGUUUGUUGGUUUGCAAGGUUCUGGUAAGACAACCACAUGUACUAAACUUGCAUAUCACUAUCAAAAGAAAAACUGGAAAUCGUGUUUAGUAUGUGCUGACACUUUUCGUGCUGGUGCUUAUGAUCAAGUUAAACAAAACUGUACAAAAGCUAGGAUACCAUUUUACGGAAGCUACACAGAAGUAGAUCCAGUAGUAAUUGCUCAGGAUGGUGUGGAUAUGUUUAAAAAAGAAGGUUUUGAAAUAAUUAUUGUAGAUACUAGUGGUAGACACAAGCAGGAAGAAUCCUUAUUUGAAGAAAUGUUGGCUGUAGCAAAUGCAGUGAAACCUGAUAAUAUUAUUUUUGUUAUGGAUGCUACAAUUGGACAGGCUUGUGAAGCUCAGGCAAAAGCAUUUAAAGAAAAGGUUGAUGUAGGCUCCGUGAUUAUAACGAAAUUAGAUGGCCACGCUAAAGGUGGAGGAGCCCUAAGUGCGGUUGCAGCGACGCAAAGUCCUAUAAUUUUUAUUGGUACUGGAGAGCACAUAGAUGACUUAGAACCAUUUAAAACAAAACCAUUUAUUAGCAAAUUACUUGGAAUGGGAGAUAUUGAAGGGUUGAUAGACAAAGUCAAUGAAUUAAAAUUAGAGGACAAUGAAGAACUUUUAGAAAAGAUCAAACAUGGACAGUUUACGCUAAGGGACAUGUAUGAACAGUUCCAAAAUAUCAUGAAAAUGGGUCCUUUUUCACAAAUAAUGGGGAUGAUACCCGGUUUUAGUCAAAGUUUUAUGUCAAAAGGUAGUGAACAAGAGUCUAUGGCGCGUUUAAAACGUCUUAUGACCAUAAUGGAUAUUUCACUGUCGUAUUCCAUAAUGGAUAGUAUGAACGACGGGGAACUAGACAGUCGCGAUGGGGCCAAACUUUUUUCGAAACAACAGGGUCGUAUCACAAGGGUCGCACAAGGAUCAGGUGUUACAGAACGUGAAGUCAAAGACCUAAUAACGCAAUACACGAAUUUUGCGGCUGUCGUUAAGAAAAUGGGCGGAAUUAAGGGGCUGUUUAAAGGGGGCGACAUGGCCAAGAACGUGAAUCAAGCACAAAUGGCAAAAUUGAACCAGCAAAUGGCUAAAAUGAUGGAUCCACGAGUAUUACAUCAAAUGGGAGGAAUACCAGGUUUACAAAACAUGAUGAGACAAUUACAAGCGGGUGCCGCGGGAGGUAUGGGAGGUCUGGGAAACCUUAUGAACAGUUUCGGAAAAUGAUAAAAUUCAUUUAAGUUUUAAUUACUGUUCUCGUUCGUCCUAAUAUUGUACAUAGUUUUUGAAAUACACGAAGAUCACUGGAUUAUUAUUAUUAUUAUUACAAUUUUUAAUUUAAUACAUAAUUUUGUUGA
Agrilus planipennis (emerald ash borer) is the source of this 1799-nucleotide messenger RNA. Its product is annotated as signal recognition particle 54 kDa protein-like. The record is from RefSeq and is a predicted model, not a curated record. Gene Ontology annotation, cellular component: cytosol; signal recognition particle, endoplasmic reticulum targeting. Gene Ontology annotation, biological process: SRP-dependent cotranslational protein targeting to membrane, translocation; SRP-dependent cotranslational protein targeting to membrane. Bases 118 to 1668 code for a protein of 516 amino acids. NCBI's taxonomy places the organism in Eukaryota, Metazoa, Arthropoda, Insecta, Coleoptera, Buprestidae. Gene Ontology annotation, molecular function: GTPase activity; 7S RNA binding; ATP hydrolysis activity. The transcript is spliced from 9 exons.